AUGGCUACCUCAAAGGCUCCCAAAGAGAGGCUGAAGAACUAUAAGUACNGAGGCAAAGAAAUGUCAUUGCCACGACAACAGAGGAUUGCUUCCAGCCUACAACUCCGGAAGACCAGGAAAGAUGAGCAGGUGUUAAAGAGAAGAAAUAUCGAUCUGUUCUCCAGUGACAUGGUUUCCCAAGAGGUGUGUUAGAACUCAGACUUCACUCUGGACGACAUCAUCCAAGGGGUGAAUAGUUCAGAUCCAAUCCUGCAUUUUCGGGCUACCCGGGCUGCCAGGGAAAUGAUAUCUCAGGAAAAUACCCCUCCUCUCAAUUUGAUUAUUGAGGCGGGGCUCAUUCCCAAGCUGGUGGACUUCCUGAAGGUGACACCUCACCCCAAGCUGCAGUUCGAGGCCGCAUGGGUGCUCACCAACAUUGCCUCAGGAACUUCAGAGCAGACCCGAGCUGUUGUGAAAGAGGGUGCCAUUCAGCCCCUGAUUGAACUCCUCUGUUCCCCAUACCUGACAGUGUCUGAGCAGGCAGUGUGGGCCCUUGGGAAUAUCGCUGACAGAAAGAUGCCAGACACGCAGGUGCAGAUCUUUACUCCCAGCACAUGGGAGGCAAAGGCAGGAGACUGUGCAGAAUUCAGAGACCAUGUCAUCUCCAAUAAUGCCAUCCCGCACCUGAUCAACAUUAUUUCAAAAGGCAUACCAAUCACAUUUCUUCGGAACAUCUCAUGGACUUUGUCCAACUUAUGCCGAAACAAAGAUCCAUAUCCCAGUGAGAGCGCCGUGCAGCAGAUGCUACCUACCCUCUGUCAGCUCCUGCUGCAUCGUGAUAACGAGAUCCUCGCAGAUACCUGCUGGGCCCUGUCCUACCUGACCAAUGGUGGCAAAGAGUAUAUCCAUCAUGUGGUGACCACCGGCAUCCUGCCCAGGCUUGUAGAGCUUAUGACCAGCUCAGAACUCAGCAUCUCGAUACCUUGUCUCCAAACUAUAGGCAACAUUGUGGCCGGAACAGAUGAACAGACCCAGAUGGCUAUCGAUGCUGGCAUGCUGACGGUGUUGGGCCAGGUUCUGAAGCACCCGAAGUCCUCCAUCCAGGUGCUGGCUGCCUGGACCAUGAGCAACGUGGCCGCUGGGCCCAGACACCACGUGGAGCAGCUUUUGUGUAACUUGCUGCCUAUUUUGGUAGACCUACUAAGGAAUGCAGAAUUAAAAGUCCAGAAAGAGGUUGUGUGCACUGUGGUUAACAUUGCAACAGGAGCCUCUCAGGGCCAGCUGACUCUGCUCGCCCACUCGGGAAUCUUGGAGCCAAUGCUGAGUCUGCUCUCCGCCCCAGACUUGGAGGUUGUCAUCAUCGUCCUAGACAUCAUUUCUUAUCUCCUCCAGCAUAUAGACAAUCUACAAGAGAAGAAAAGGCUGUAUUUUCAGAUAGAAAAAGUUGGUGGCUUUGAAAAAAUUGAGUCUUUACUGCACCACCACAACAUUUCCAUCAGCAAUAGUGCCCUGGACAUCAUUGAGAAAUACUUAUGUGAGGACGGAGAUGGUGACAGUUUGCCCGGGCCUGGGCUGAGGGUGUGAAUAUGUGGAGAACUAAGACAUCUCACACACCGGAUUGUAUGUCAGCCAGAGUACUGAUCGAUCAUGGACUUCCACGUGGCGUGGCUUCUGGCGAUAGUACUGACCACGACAUCCACAUGGUCUCUGGUGGGAGUACAGAUCUUGGACAUCUGAGCUGGGCCCCUCUGCCACAGCAAGAGCCAUGGACAACAUCACAGCCCUCCACAGCAGCACAGGCCAGUGAUGUCAACAUGGCUUCAAGGGGCAGCACAGACCCGACACCAUGGCAUAACUGUCAGUGGUAACACAGGCCACCGACAUCAAUACCUCCCCCAGCUGCAGCAGGACCACAGACGGACCCAAGCACGGCCCUGGGCAGCACCAGUCAAAUAUACAUGGCAAACAUUUUUUAUCAGCCGAGGGAUCUGACUAGGGACAGUGUCUUUUGUUUUUGUUGCCGUUAUUAAUCUUUUUUUGUUAGUCUGUUUCUUUUGAUUGGGGAACUGAGAUUAUUAAUAUAUGGUUAUUGAAAAGCAUGUAUUAUUUUCUGUCAUUACGUUGAGUUUUAGUGGUUGGUGGUGUCAUUUUCUGAAACAGGGUCUCAUGUGUUCCCAACUGGCCCUGAAGUUCCCAUGUAGGCAAAGCUGGCCUUGAGCUGAUCGCCUACUUCUGUCUUCUUCAGUGCUAAGAUGCUGGGGCACACCACUAUAUCCAGGUCUAGUUCAUACAUUUGUAAUAAAUGCUUAUGAUUUUAGCUUU
This is a messenger RNA of Mus caroli (Ryukyu mouse), 2301 nucleotides long. RefSeq names its product karyopherin subunit alpha 7 (gene Kpna7). NCBI's taxonomy places the organism in Eukaryota, Metazoa, Chordata, Mammalia, Rodentia, Muridae. The record is from RefSeq and is a predicted model, not a curated record. Gene Ontology annotation, cellular component: cytoplasm. Gene Ontology annotation, molecular function: nuclear import signal receptor activity; protein binding. Gene Ontology annotation, biological process: protein import into nucleus.